AUGAAGCUACUCAGUGUUAUCGCGGGCGUCUCUGGUGUCGUCAGCGCGACGCAGAGCCCGCUUUCUAUACUGGAUAAUUCGGAAGCAUCGUACAAGAUCCCAACAAGCUAUGAGUCGGCUGUCAUGGGUCGACGGAUCCUGGCCCUAUCCAAGCUGGGAACAUUGUCGACUGUCUUUCCCCAGACGUCCUCGCAUGAGAUCCGGCCCCGCGGCAUGGAAGGUCAGCCCAUCGGCCUGAUGGACUAUGUUGCCGAUUGCGAAGACGACGGCAACCCGACCAUUCUGGCCAUCAAGAUUGGCACUAGCUUCAAGAAUGUGCGGGCUGGCUCCAACAUCACCUUGUCGAUGCGAUGGACACCACCAUACCCGCCGUCUAAAAGAAUGUCCUUUCUCUCUCGCCUAUCGGCGUACUUGCCCUUCCUCUCGCGGGACUGUCCAUAUAACACUGCUUCGGAGCACCCGGAGAUCCCCGACACGGUGCCCUACUCAGCCGCUAAUCUGCCGCGAUUUUCUCUCUUUGGGUACCUGGAGAAUAUUGAGACAGAUGACGAUGGCGCCAAGAAGUUGGCUGUUUGCUACACAUCCAAGCAUAGGGAUGCUAGAUUCUGGCUUCCAGGUAACCAUAUCCACCAGAGCGAGUGGAUGAGAUUGGUUGUGACGCAUGUCUAUUGGAUCGGGGGAUUCGGUGACAGAGCGUAUAUUGGCUGGAUUCCUGUUGACGAAUGGAACAAGGUCACCAGCGAUGACUGGAAGGCCAUCGAACUUCCUGGCGAGAAGAAGGGUUGGGAUGAAUGGAGUAUCGGCCAGUCUGAGGAGCUCUAG
Molecule: messenger RNA, 822 nt
Organism: Pochonia chlamydosporia 170
Lineage: Eukaryota; Fungi; Ascomycota; Sordariomycetes; Hypocreales; Clavicipitaceae
Product: FMN-binding split barrel-related protein
Exons: 1
Coding region: 1-822 (273 amino acids)
Source: RefSeq, a predicted model, not a curated record